AUGCGCCUGCUCCUCAAGUGCCUGCGGCUGGGCCGGCGGCGGCGUUUUAAGCUGGUGCGGCAGGUGGAGCAGCUGUGGCAGUACGGGCACCUCUGCCUCCGCUCCCUGCUCUACAACUCCUUCACCAACGGCGACGUGGUGCUUGAUUCCCUCUUCGAGCCCGUCUACUGGCUGGUGGACCACGUUACCCGGUGGUUUGGCGUGGUGUUUGUGGCACUGGUGAUCGGGCUGACGAGCUCCAUCGUGGCCAUUGUGUACAUCUGCCUGCUGCCCCUCAUCCUGCAGACCUACACACCUGCCUGGAUCUGCUGGCACCUCGCCUACGGACACUGGAACCUCAUCAUGAUCGUCUUCCACUACUACAUGCACCACUGCAGCAUCUGCAACAGGUGCGUGCUGAAGAUGGACCACCACUGCCCCUGGCUAAACAACUGCGUGGGACACUACAACCACCGCUACUUCUUCUCCUUCUGCUUGUUCAUGACCAUGGGCUGCAUCUACUGCAGCAUCAGCGGCUGGGAGAUGUUCCGGGACGCCUACGCAGCCAUCGAGAGAAUGAAACUGCUUGACAAGGAGAGACUGCAGGUGGCUGCCAACCAGACAUAUUACCAGACCCCACCGCCCACCUUCUCCUUCCACCAGCGAGCUUUCCACAAGAGCGUGGUCUACCUCUGGGUCCUGUGCAGCUCAGUUGCGUUGGCCCUGGGUGCCCUCACGCUGUGGCACGCCGCCCUCAUCACCCGUGGGGAAACCAGCAUCGAGCGGCACAUCAACAAGAAGGAGAGGCAGAGACUGCAGAAGAAGGGCAAGGUCUUCAGGAACCCCUACAGUUAUGGCAGCUGGGAUAACUGGAAGGUGUUCUUGGGCGUGGACAUGCCAAGGCACUGGCUCACCCGUGUCCUGCUGCCCUCUCCUCACCUGCCCCACGGGACGGGCCUGAGCUGGGACCUGCCUCCCUGUGUGACUGAGCAGCGCACGCCGCUCCUGGCCAUCUGA
Messenger RNA from Fulmarus glacialis (Northern fulmar), 996 nucleotides. It is a transcript of the gene ZDHHC16, whose product is annotated as zinc finger, DHHC-type containing 16. The coding region runs from base 1 to 996 and encodes 331 amino acids. Gene Ontology annotation, cellular component: Golgi apparatus. The transcript is spliced from 10 exons. Gene Ontology annotation, molecular function: palmitoyltransferase activity. The record is from RefSeq and is a predicted model, not a curated record. Gene Ontology annotation, biological process: protein palmitoylation. Lineage: Eukaryota; Metazoa; Chordata; Aves; Procellariiformes; Procellariidae.